GUAUUGGGCUCUCUCCCGACUCCCGAGUCUUCUUUGUCAAGGAAAACUGACCUGUACCGUCUUUUUCUAUUCCCUCUCGACCAAGUUUUUCGUUUUUCUUUCUCGGGAACCCUAAUAGGUUUCCACUCUCUCAAGCAAAUCCACAAUACCUCCAUGUUAGCUCUCUAAUUGAAGCUUUUCCACACCAGAAUUCGGUCGUUGUUUUUCUCUUCUUAACGCUAUUGAAUUCGGAUUUCAAGCUCAGCGAACCAGCAAUUGCCUGGGUUUGAAUCGAUCCGCGCUGGUCCAUGGCGAACGGUACGGAUUCUGAGGAGUUCGUGUUGCUGUCUCGGGUGCGGACGGGCCACAAGCGCGAGUUCGCCUUCGCCCUGAAGGCACAGUCCGAGAUCUGCGGGCCUCUGGGUCGGACACGGUCCAAGAAGACACGGAAUGAGGUCUUUGCGACCUAUUCCAGGAAGAGAUUCAAGCGCUCAGAUGCGAAGGAGGCCAACAACGAUGCCGUUACGGAGAAGAAGAAGGCCAAGGAUUCGGAGGAUGCGAUGAGCGAGGAGGAGGCCAAGAGCGACGUGGUGGACCUCGUCAGCGACGACGAGCCGAAGAGCGUGGUCGGUGAAUCCGAAUCGGUCUGCGAGAGGAUGUCCAAGGAAGACGCGUCGUUGCCAGUUUCCGACGAGGAAUUGAGGAGCGGAGUGGUGGUAACGGCCGUGAAUUCAUUGAAGGAAGAAGAGGAAUCGAAGGAGGAUUCGGCUGCAGUCGUGUUAACCAACGAAAGCGAGCGGAAUGAGGCUGAAGAGAAGAAGAGCAAGCCGGGAAUUGAUAAAACAAAUGAGAAUUUGGCCAAAGAUGAGAGGAAUGAAGGGAAUUCGAUCAGUGACGAUGGUAAGGCCGGAGAUAGAGUGGUGGAGAGGCCUCAGAGGCGGUUUACACGGUCGGCGUUGAAGACAAGGGUGGAGGAAGAAGAGAGUAAUAAGAAGGUGUCAGUGUUGAAGCCGAGAGUGGAGGAAAAAUGUGCGGUUGAAGAGAGUAAUACGAAGGUAGAUGCUGGUAUUGAUUCCGCAGUGCGUAGCCCAUCGGUUGUUACUAUGCCAUUCGAGACAGUGAAAAUGUCGAAUUAUAAGAAGUUUCCGCACAAGUUGAAAGAUUUGCUUGAUACGGGCAUUCUCGAGGGAAUGCCAGUGAAGUACGUCCGGGGUGUCAAGGCUAGAGUCCCCGGAGACACCGGGCUGCAAGGUGUGAUUAAAGGUUCUGGGAUAUUGUGCUUUUGCGGCAAAUGCAAAGGAGUUGAAAUUGUUACACCUUCCUUGUUUGAGCUGCAUGCGGGCAGUGCAAAUAAACGUCCACCCGAGUAUGUUUACCUGGAGAAUGGGAGCACUCUCCGUGAUGUCAUGAAUGCGUGUGUAAAGGCUACGUUGGACUCACAGGAAGAGUUUGUCCGAAAUGCCAUCGGUUGUUCCACUCUAAGGAAGUCUACCAUCUGUCUGAAUUGCAGAGCACGUCGUCCUGAAGCUGACAAUGGGAAUUCAAUGUUGCUAUGUAAAUCAUGCGUGGAGUUGAAAGAGUCUCAAGCUAGCCCUGCUCAAACUGCUGAAGCUCGCUAUGGAUCACCAAAGCGAGUCUUGGUUCCAAAGUCAGUCUUUGUUCCAAAGUCAGUCUUGGUUCCAAAGUCAUCUGACAGUGUUUUGAAGUGUAGCUCAUCUCAAACUAAGAGUCAGGGAAGACUGACAAGAAAAGAUCUACGCUUGCAUAAGUUAGUUUUUGAAGAAGAUGUGCUGCCAGAUGGGACCGAAGUAGCAUAUUAUUCUCGCGGACAGAAAUUGUUAGUCGGUUACAAAAAGGGAUUUGGAAUCUUUUGUACUUGCUGCGACUCUGAGGUUAGCCCCUCACAGUUUGAAGCUCAUGCUGGUUGGGCAUCACGUCGCAAACCUUACCUACACAUUUACACAUCUAAUGGAGUGUCUCUCCAUGAGUUAUCUAUAUCCUUGUCCAAAGGUCGUAAAUUGUCUACCAAUGAAAAUGAUGACCUCUGUUCCAUCUGUCAAGAUGGAGGGGAUCUUUUGUGCUGUGAUGGAUGUCCACGGGCUUUUCACACAGAGUGUGUUCCUUUACCAAGCAUUCCCAGUGGUACUUGGUACUGUAGAUAUUGCCAGAAUGUGUUCCAACAAGAAAAAUCUGUGGAGCGUAAUGCUAAUGCUGUAGCAGCUGGAAGGGUUGCUGGAGUUGAUCCUAUAGAACAGAUAACCAAGCGAUGCAUUCGUAUUUUUAAAACUCCAGAGGUUGACUUUGGUGGAUGUGCAUUGUGCAGAGGCCAUGAUUUCAGCAAAAGUUUUGGUCCUCGCACGGUUAUUUUCUGUGACCAGUGUGAAAAGGAAUAUCAUGUUGGCUGUUUGAAGGAUCACAAUAUGGAAGACCUUAAGGAAUUGCCCAAAGGGAAGUGGUUUUGUGGCACAGAUUGCAACAGAAUUCAUUCUGCUUUGGAAAAUUUGGUAGUUCGUGGAGAACAGAAGCUUCCAGACUCACUUCUGAAUGUUGUAAGAAAGAAGCAUGAAGAAAAAGGGUCUGAUAGUGAGGCUAAAGUUGAUAUAAGAUGGAGGGUUCUUAAUUGGAAAUUGGCCUCUUCUAUUGAAACUAGACAGUUGCUUUCAAAGGCUGUUGCCAUUUUCCAUGAACGGUUUGAUCCUAUAGUUGAUUCCGCUUCAGGCCGUGACUUUAUUCCAUCAAUGCUUUACGGAAGGAAUAUCCGGGGCCAAGACUUUGGUGGGGUUUAUUGUGCAGUACUGACAGUCAAUGAAUCAGUCGUGUCAGCUGGAAUGUUUCGAAUAUUUGGGAAGGAAGUGGCAGAGCUUCCUCUAGUAGCAACAGACACUGAUUAUCAAGGACAGGGUUACUUCCAGUCUUUGUUUUCUUGCAUUGAGAGGCUCCUUAACUCUUUGAAUGUGAAAAACCUUGUGCUACCAGCGGCCGAUGAAGCCGAAUCAAUAUGGACAAAUAAAUUUGGUUUUAAAAAAUUAACCCUAGACGAGCUUAACGAGUUCAAGAGACAUUACCAUAUGGUGAUUUUCCAAGGAACAUCAGUGCUGCAGAAGUUAGUGCCUGCAUGUUGAAUUGUUGAGGUGUUGAAAUAGCUGGAAAAUUUUGUGAAAUGGAGAAGGCACUAUUUUGCAGAGUCUUUUCCUUCAAAAUGUAUAGAAUGUUUGUCAUUUUGGUGUACAGAAAGUAGACAUUAUUAUACCCAUCCUACGAGUUGAUAUAUUCUUUUUGUAGCACAGAUAUGAGAGAGAGAGAGAGAGAGAGAGAGAGAGAGAGAGAGAUCUACUGUAGAAAAUUAGAUCAGGUUUUUGGAACAAACUUUUCCAAAUUUUGAAAUAUAAAAUUUUAUGUGAA
Messenger RNA from Corylus avellana, 3381 nucleotides. RefSeq names its product Acyl-CoA N-acyltransferase with RING/FYVE/PHD-type zinc finger domain-containing protein. Gene Ontology annotation, molecular function: histone binding; acyltransferase activity, transferring groups other than amino-acyl groups; chromatin binding. Gene Ontology annotation, biological process: positive regulation of transcription by RNA polymerase II. Gene Ontology annotation, cellular component: nucleus. Lineage: Eukaryota; Viridiplantae; Streptophyta; Magnoliopsida; Fagales; Betulaceae. The record is from RefSeq and is a predicted model, not a curated record.